Molecule: messenger RNA, 1152 nt
Organism: Sebastes umbrosus (honeycomb rockfish)
Lineage: Eukaryota; Metazoa; Chordata; Actinopteri; Perciformes; Sebastidae
Product: transmembrane protein 26
Exons: 4
Coding region: 1-1152 (383 amino acids)
Source: RefSeq, a predicted model, not a curated record
AUGUGUCGUCUCCUGAACGUCCUGCUGGCUUUGCUGAGUCGCUUCCUGUUUGCGGUCCACGGUGUGGUGACAGUGUGGCGCGUGGUGGCCGUUAAAGAGGAGCCACUCUAUUGGCUGCUGCUGACUGGCGUGGCUCUGCUGGGCGUGGAAAUGGCGGUCACUUUGAAGUGCACCCGGAACGCAGAGUGGAAAUGGUUCUCCCCCAUGGUUUUCCUCUACCUCAGUACUGUCAUCCCGUCCAUUUGGUUCCUGGAGCUGAGCCUGCUGCAGUCCAAGCUGCCUGUCAACAAUUCCUCGGGCCCUGAGCUUCGUUUGCUGGCUGGCAUCCCGAUCACAGCGGGCAUCGUGGAGCUGGACCCAGAGAACUGGGUGGCUGGUCUGGAGCAGACCAUGCUCAUAGUGUUGGUUCUGGGUCGCUGGCUGAUGCCCAAGGGGGACAUGUCCCGCGACCAGCUCUCCCAGCUCCUCAUGGUCUACGUGGGACUGGGUGCCGACAUCCUGGACAUCUUCGACACCUUCAAGGAACCCGAGGUCAAAACCAACCGAGCGGUCGUCAUCAUGGGCCUGGGCCUCUUCUCUUGGGCGCUCAUGCAGUUCCCUCUGGUGCUGACCCAGACACAACUCCCAAAAGGUGAGCCUCCACAGAGGAGCAUGGGUGCCAUCUCCCGCUGCCCCGGUGCUCCGUCAUCGUUCGCCUCCUGCUGCUCCAGUGAAGUGUGGAGCUUGUUGCUCACAGUGGGACUCCAAGACGGCCCGUUCCUGCUUUACCGGCUCUACCUCAUGAUCCAAGAGCAGGUGCUCAACCAGCUGAUGAUCUUCUUCACCUGCAAGAACAUCCUCAUCGUCCUCUUGGAGCUUUACAGGAUCUUUGUGGUGCAGUGCGAGCAGCGGGUAUCGGGGCUGGAGAGGUGUUCUGCUUUGGUGCUCCGGUGUCGAACCAAAAGGACAAUACGGCUCCUGUCAAACGAGGGCAGGGAUGAAGCCCCUCCUGCAUUUAUGGAUGACCCUCUCUGCGUCUCUUGCACCGUGUUGAGCAGGCUGGGAAUGAAGAAGAGCGACGGCAGCGAGUGGCAAUUCAAUCAGAGGCCUUUCACAGGCUGCCCUGUAUCUGUGUCCAUCAAAUUGCUGCACUUCACCUGGCUUGCAAGAUGA